AUCGUUCUCCGUUACGGUUUCGAAAAAUAACAUGGCUGCCUCCAUUAGACGCACCUUGUCACCUUGUUUACGGUUUAUUUUCAGAGGCUGGAAAUUCAGGAAUGUUACGGAAUAUCAAUCCAAUGUAUAUAAUAGAGUUCCUAACGUGUAUAAUUUCAGGGAAUUUUCAAAAAGUCCAGUUUAUAAGAGCGGGGAAUACGAAUGGCAGGAUCCCAAGUCCGAAGACGAAGUUGUAAAUAUAACCUUCAUAGACAGGGAAGGAAAAAGAAGACCAGUUAGGGGAAAAGUUGGAGACAAUGUUCUUUACUUAGCACACCGUCAUGGUAUUGAAUUAGAAGGUGCUUGUGAGGCAUCAUUAGCCUGCUCAACGUGCCAUGUCUAUGUUCAAGAAGAGUAUUAUCACAAGUUGUCAGAGCCCAAGGAGGAAGAGGAUGAUAUGCUGGACAUGGCUCCGGGGCUAAAGCCCAAUUCUCGCCUUGGUUGUCAGAUUAUCUUGUCACACGAGCUGGAAGGCAUGGUUCUCAAACUUCCAAGUAUCACACGUAAUUUUUAUGUUGAUGGGCAUGUUCCGCAGCCUCAUUGAUACAAAAGUUAGCUAUGUACAUUA
Messenger RNA from Daphnia carinata, 607 nucleotides. It is a transcript of the gene Fdx1, whose product is annotated as adrenodoxin-like protein 1, mitochondrial. Bases 32 to 583 code for a protein of 183 amino acids. Lineage: Eukaryota; Metazoa; Arthropoda; Branchiopoda; Diplostraca; Daphniidae. The transcript has 4 exons. Gene Ontology annotation, biological process: P450-containing electron transport chain; positive regulation of oxidoreductase activity. The record is from RefSeq and is a predicted model, not a curated record. Gene Ontology annotation, cellular component: mitochondrion. Gene Ontology annotation, molecular function: 2 iron, 2 sulfur cluster binding.